AUGAUGCACUUCAACUUACAACAAAUUCCACCAAUCGUUGAGCAGAAACGAAAACACGAGCCCAAGGAGACGUCGCCCGUAGUGGACAGACUGCGACUGCAGCUCAACCGUACGGUGCGCAGAACUGUGACGGAGACCGUGGACGCUGUUUGGGUGGCCUUCUCGGAUGAACUGGCACAGCUAACGUUUAACGGUCCGCCCACCGCACCUGCUAUGGACGACUACGAACUGUUUUACGACUGCUGCAGCCGACUGACCAAGUUCAUCGAGAAGAAUAUGGACACGACACCCGGGUUUUUAGAGCAGAUGGACCGCCUCAUCUUCGCAUGCCACUAUGGCGCCCCGGGGUCGGCGGUGCGCUUCGCCAUGACGAAAGAUCUGCGCAUCCGUAGAGGCAAGGCGAACAACGGAAAAGAGCAUGUUAGCAUCAAGACGGAUCAUUUAAUAGCAGGUGAGAGUGAGCAACCGGUGAUUUCACCGCCGAGUGGUACACGUGGAAUGGAGGCUUCCAACGAGGAGUCCGAGGCGACUACUACAGUUGGAACGGAAUCGAGGCAGUGGACGAGGAAAAGACUGUCGACGACGAGCCAUUCACCACCAAGACUGCCUCCGUCGAAAAGAGCGAAACGAUCGUCGGCUUCGGAUUUGGGACGGGGUAAAGAUGGAAACCACGAGGAAAUGGCGACGAAGAAAAGUGACAAAGAGAAGAAGAGAACGAGCACCCGAACUUCGCCAAUGCAACAGAAUGUUGGUCGACGCACGUCGCGACGAAUGACUUGUGUUCAUCGACAGGUGAAUGGUGUUGAAGAUGAUCAGAGAAAUGAUCGGAAGACAACGAAAUCGCGGAGUGGUCGUUGUGUUCGUCGACCGGUGAACGGUGUUGGGGAUGAUCAGGGGAAUGACCGGGAGACAACGAAGUCGGGGCGUGAUCGUUCUGCUAGUUCAAAGCGUCAAGAAUCUCUCCAAGCUGAAACUGGGAGAAAGGUACGACGAAGCUUGAGACGCUUAUCGAAAUGUACCAAUGAUUCGCGUAAAUCCACCGAGUCCAAUGAAGACUACCAGACACGAUCAAAAGCAAAAGAUGAAGCGAAGGAUCAAUCUGAAAAAACUGACACGACCGGGUCGGAGCAAGACACUAAUGUGAUCGAGGAAGAUGACCCGGAUACCGACGCUGAACAAGUGGUGCCUCCUGAAAGGGAGAUAACGUCAAACGGGAAGCAGGUUCAUCCAACUAUUGUAUUGGAAUCCCCCUCACAGUGUGCUCUUGAAGUGAUGACAAGGCGAAUGACGUUGCUGGCGUUGAUGAGGGGCCUGAAAGCAGGACCGAAGCGACACACAUUGCUGGCUUGGAGCAAGAGAAUAACGUGA
This is a messenger RNA of Phytophthora nicotianae INRA-310, 1368 nucleotides long. RefSeq lists its product as hypothetical. The coding region runs from base 1 to 1368 and encodes 455 amino acids. The record is from RefSeq and is a predicted model, not a curated record. The transcript has 2 exons. Lineage: Eukaryota; Oomycota; Peronosporomycetes; Peronosporales; Peronosporaceae.